GUACUGCGCAGUAACAUCCAUUUUUGUACCACCCAGAAUCUAGGAACUAGCAGUCUCCUCGAACGAACUCGUCACUCGAGUUGUCUACUCUCAGCAGAAUUAUGUAUAUUGAACUCAAUAGGUAAUCUUGGUAGUGCGGUCAAGGCGAGUGGUUCUGUUGUUCUGAGUCAGGAAAACAUAUGUGCAAACAUAAAUGUAGAGCCAAUUAUAUUUAAGUUGACUGUGUGUUUCUUAAUUAAUUACAACAUGAAGAAUUGUGUGAUAAUUCUGUGUGGACUCCUUUUACAAAACUGCUUGGGUUUAGAAUACAACAGGGGACAGCGAUUUAAUUAUAAUACCAACACCGAUUUCUUACUGCAUGAAGGAGGUACACAAAUAUCUGGAAACCAAUCACCUACAAAUCAAAAUCAAAAUGGAGGCAAAUCAAGUUAUGCUGCUCAAUUUCCAGCACUUGGCCCCCCAAGCAAAUCACAAUCACAAACAAUUGCGUCCCAUAAUAUAAACGAUGGGCGUCAAACCAAUGCCCAAUCAUCCAACGGAAAAAGGGACUAUGUUGCGCCACAGUAUCCAACGGUUAAACCGACACAACAAGUUACCCAGCCCUCUGGAGGGAAUAGUCCCACUCCCAACGCAUGGCAAAUGCCAUCCAAUACUCAAAAUAGUGGCAGGCCUAAUUACGCUGCUCAAUUUCCGUCUCUUGGUCCGUCAUCCACAUCGCAAACGUCUAACAAUCAAAAUGUUGGACCGCAACGUAAUACUCAGUCAUCGAACGGAAAACGAGACUAUGUUGCUCCUCAAUAUCCAACAGUAAAACCAAAUCAACCAAGUACUCAACCUACUGGAUCAGGGGGAAAGGUGAAAGAUCUCAUCAACUUCUAUGAUAGCCAAGCCAAUAAAAAUCCAAGCCAAGGGGGGACAUUUAGUUAUAGUUCAAUUUUACAAGGUAAUAACAAAAAUGGACCAAAUCCAACAGCGACAGUACCGUCAACACCUAUGACUUCAUCAAUCCAUACGCCAAAACCAUUUAGCACGGUUGUAGCUGGUAACAAACCUAGCACACUUUCUACAUUUACGACUCCUACACCUACAACGCGAAUCCCCAGCACCCCCAUGGCUCGACCAGGAACCCCUGUACUACCAAGUACUAUAGUUAACAACAACAGAGGAUCCACAAACACGAACUCCAACGGUGUCACUGAUGCUGAAUUAGAAGUACUAAGCGAGGAGUUAUUAAGAAAGGAUACUAAUAAUGCUGCUAGAUACAUAACGGUCAACUAUCAGGAAAAGACUACAUCGCAAUCAACGGAGGAUAAGGCACCUCUUCCAUUGAUCACCGUAGCCCCUGAAGUAUGGAACAUUCCAACGAUUCAGAAAUUCGUUCCAUUAUUGGAUAAUUACGAGAGAGACACAUUGGUUAAUGAACAUGUAACAGCUCAGGAGAGAACCGAGGAGAAUGCUUUCAUGGAUGCUGUAAUGUCUACGUCUGUGAUAAGGCAUUUAAUGACAUUCUUGAAAAAUAAAGGCUAUGUGACACCAGACCCAAGGCAACAAAGAGACUUUCUAAAGCAGAUAUGGUUCAGUUUGUACUCCCGAGGAAGAGGAAAAAUUAGCAGUUCUGGAUUCGAACAUGUGUUUGUAUCUGAACUGAAGAACGGAGGUGUUUCGGGUUUACAUAACUGGAUUUAUUUCUCCAGAGAAGAACUAGCAAACAGAGUUAAUUAUCUGGGAUAUUUGAAAUAUGAAUUGCUCAACGAUAAAGGAGCUGUCAUGAAGAUUCAUUUCAAUCAGCAAGGUGUGGACAAACCUGUGAACAGCCUGUUUGUUGGAACUUCACCGGAGUUAGAAAUGGCACUAUAUACACUCUGCUUUGUGACACGUGUGGACAACGACUGUAAACUAAAACUGGCAAACAAAGAUGUUAACAUUAUAACAUACAAUUUCCGUUAUCGUAGCAAAAAUUUGAUUGGAAGCGCAUAUCCUCAGAUAUAAAGAAAUGAAGUCAAUAAUUAUAGUUAAAAUACUUAGUUAAGAUUUUAUAAACAUACAUCAUUAUUUACAUAUUAAAAUAAAUAUUCAACUUACUACUUUAUUUUAAACGGCAAUCAGUUUUUUUCGAAAAGUGAAAAUUAUCACCACCAGAAGGUACGUUGUCAUAUAUGCACCUAACAGUGGCCAGCAUAAUGAUGCUGACAAAUUAUUGAAUUUGUAACCGACUUAAAAAUAAACAUAUUUUUUAACAAA
This is a messenger RNA of Spodoptera litura, 2241 nucleotides long. RefSeq lists its product as uncharacterized. The record is from RefSeq and is a predicted model, not a curated record. NCBI's taxonomy places the organism in Eukaryota, Metazoa, Arthropoda, Insecta, Lepidoptera, Noctuidae. Gene Ontology annotation, molecular function: RNA endonuclease activity.